CUCACUACAACUUCAACCCUGCUAAAAGCUGUCUCCGAAAUUAGCCAGUCUCAUACACCGAAUCAAAGCUCUGAUUCACAAUUCUUCGUCGUUAUUGCUCACCACACGGCGUCGCUGGUAAGACCUUUAAACACUAGGACCGACGCAAAGCGACUUGCAGGCCGCUGGUGGAGGUUCUACAGACAGGAAUAUUGAGCUAAAUGGGUCGAAACUGGCGGUGGUACAUUAUUAUCGCCGGAACGAGACCUGGAAUUUAUCGCGAAUGGGCUGAAGCUGGUCCCAAAGUCGUCGGUAUUCCAGGCUCAAUUCACAAGGGCUACAUGACCUACGCCGAAGCCCUGCGUGCUUUCCAGAAGGAAAUCGCCGAGGGCAACAUCAGAACCAUUCGCGUGGUCACUGUGAGGGACCAGUAUCUUCCUGAGGAUCCAAGAACAUACCAUUAUCCUGACAUUGUGGACGACUCGCCGUCUGCUACUACGGGGUCGUCGACGUUGACGGUGGGGGCAGGACCAGUACCAUCGACUUCGAGCGCUCGUACAACUGGUGUGGCGGGACAUACCCGUGAUGCGCCCGUCAGGCGGGAAACUCCUUCGACUUCCGGCACGAGAAGAUCAAACGUCAAUACCGGCGGUGAUGCUCGGGAUGCCCGAAAUAAUGCUAUGGCGUCAAGUCCAGAACAGAGACGACCUUUAGAACCUGCCGCAACUUGGCCGCAGAAUUCUGUAUCUCAGCCCGAGCCAUCGUCCCCUCAUCGACCCAAUUCGCAGCGAUCUACCAAUAAUGGAGACCGAACGCACCAUCGCCGUACUGCAACCUUGCCUUCUACCCCAUCGACCUCCGGCCGACCUUCAGCCAGGGCGUCUGGGACGCCGCCACACCAACAACGUUCCGCUACUUCUGUUCGCUCCAGAGACGUUGAUCACAAUGCCGCGUCGUCACCUAUACCCAUUACCAGGCAGUCGACAGAGCGAAUUCUUUCCCCAAGGCGCUCAGGCGCGUCGGAUUCUACGAGCUCUUCUCCACCGACGGAUGUUACUCAGUACGGACCAGACCAUUUCCCCUCACGGUCACCGAGUCCUGCUUCUUCACUGGCAGGCUCACCUGUUCUCUCGAGACACGGCCUGUCACAACGAGAAGAUGCUAGUUCACAUAUUCUCGGUCAGGAUCAAACUGGUGCACAUCGCUCGCCAAUAUCAUCAAACAAUUCUCAGGAGACUGAGAUCCAGGACGAAUCACGGCUUCCUGUCCGUAGCCAUACAAGCACCCCUUCGCGGGAUAGCAGCCAGGAAAGCCCUCCCUUGCCUAUACCCCCUCGACAGACGCGCUCAUUCAUCGCUAGAGCUGGGAGUACCCCAUCUGCUUUAAACUCCUCAUCCCGAGCACAGCCCUUGCGGGCCCAUUCGAGCAUGCCUGAACCCUCGCGUUCGCAUGAGGGUAGUUCCUCUGCCAUCUCUUCUGGACGAGUACUCCUCCCUUCAUCCAUUGUAUCGUCGCCUACCUCUCUGUCUGCACCUCCUUCCACCGGACGAAUCUCUUCUUUGGACAAUCGCUCAACACGCUCAACACGCACCCGUGAACGUCUUCGACUUUCUUCUACCUCUACUACCACGCCUAGCCACGUUCCUCUACCCCUUUCUCCCAGUUUGUCGAUCUCCAACUCGGUCAUCACUUCGCACUCGGGCUCAAGCUCCGGGUCUUCCCCGUCAACUCGACGCCUUCGUACACCGGGAACACCUUUUUACCCCGUCAUUGAACCCAGCGAUCGUGAGCUUCCGAGGAUCACACCUGGUGUUACACCAAUCGCCACUCCCCUCGAGACUCGUGGUACCAGUCCUCAGGAGCCUACGAGCAUGAUCGUCCCUCCGAGUACCAAUGCUUGCGAGCCCACAAGCAUCGGCAGCCCUCCUGCAGCAAAUUCCGUCGAUCAUGCGGCUUACCAGUCCACGACCCUGUCUCCAAACACCAGUUCACGCGAACCAACAAGCAUUGGCGAUCCUCCAAGUCCAGAUCUCUGCGAACCCAUAGGUAGUAGCCGUGUUGGACCUACUACGAGCGUCAGCCCUCCUCCAAGUACUACUCCUCACGAACCUCCGAUUAUCAUUGGGCCUCCGGUUGCAGACAACCUCGAGCCCACAACCAUCAGCAGUCCCCUUCCAACUCCAGUCCCAAGCGCUGAUUUCCUAAGCCCCGUCACCCCUUCUCUUGGUCUCACCAACAUGGUCACCGGGGUCACAGAUGCGCUCACACCAAGACUUAACAGACUCGGGUUGUCUUGGGGCGCUUUCUUCUCGCAGCCUGCUCAUGUACCGAACGUUGUGGUGGAUCCGAGGCAGGAUCCGCGGUCGCCGAUGAGUAGGAGCGCGAGUCUACCGGGGUAUGGGGGGUUGAGGUGAGUUGACGUUCCUUCCGUGUAUUCGUUCUAGUUCCUUUUUGUACUGUGUACUAUAAGUAAUACCCUUUCUAUAUGUUGCCAUGUUGUGUACUCUACUCUGCGUUGCCUUGGAUGUUCUGAUAACCGU
Stereum hirsutum FP-91666 SS1 is the source of this 2519-nucleotide messenger RNA. RefSeq lists its product as uncharacterized. The transcript is spliced from 2 exons. Lineage: Eukaryota; Fungi; Basidiomycota; Agaricomycetes; Russulales; Stereaceae. The coding region runs from base 201 to 2393 and encodes 730 amino acids. The record is from RefSeq and is a predicted model, not a curated record.